AUGGAGCCCAUCACUAUCGACUCCAGCGACGAGGAGGACACGGCUCCAAAUGGAGCAUAUGACAGGCCAACGACCAGCCGCGACCCCCGGCUACGCCCUGGCGCAUACUACGCCGGCAGACCCACGAGAGCCUGCCCAACCGGGAUCCGACAGGCUCGAGGCCCUACCCGAGCCCCGUCGUCCCCGAUGCAGCCAACCAUGCCCAGAGCGCCACCGCGCCGAGCCACGCCGCACCCAAUGUCCGAGUCGUCGGACGAGUCGCCUGCAGCCUCGCCAACACGGCGCGCCGCACCACCAACGCCGCCACGACCCUCGGGGCGCUCCCGAGCCCCGUCGCCCCCGAUGCGCCCAAGUACGGCCAGAGCGCCACCGCGCCGAGCCACGCCGCACCCAAUGUCCGAGUCGUCGGACGAGUCGCCUGCAGCCUCGCCAACAAGGCGCGCCGCGCCACCGACGCCUCCACGACCUUCGGGCCGCUCAGUCUCUCCGUUUUACACGGACAGAACGGGACGCAGGAUCCCCUGCUCCCAAGCUCCGCCGUCGGGACCCUACCAAGGUUCCUAUAACCCGGGCCCACCAAAUCCGGACGCGCCGGGCCACUCGCGUUGGUCCCACAACCCGCGCCCCGCUCCAGGAUACCUUGAUCCGACCGCUGCUGCUCCACCACCUGCAGGGCCCUACAUUCCAUGCAGCCCUCGCCAGCAGGACCCGGAGUCGGACGAGGACGACGACGAGGAGGGAGACUCCCGAUCCUCCAGUCCAGCUGCCCCGACACGCGACGAGGACUAUGUACUGGAGGACGCCACCGACAGCGACGCCACCCCUCUGUACCCCGGACACCACGGGGAGGAAGCCGGCGAACAGAGCAACGACGACGCUCAAACCAUCAGUAGCGACAGCGAGCCAGACGAUGGUGCCCCCUCGGCCGCCCACUAUCAAUGGGAAGGAGAGGAGCGGUACGGGUUCUGGCGGGGAUCGUGGAUUCAGUUGAUCCACGCCCGCUACACCUCCAUCCUCAUUGAGGCACCCUUCCGGCCAACUCCGGACCCGAUUGUCACCUUUCCCCCGUCACCGGAGAGGCUGUGUAUAAUGGCCCCGGACGAGGACUGGGAGAUGGACUUGGGAAACACCCCCGAGGUCCGCCCGCCGUCGCCAGCACUGGGGGAGGAUGCGGUCCUGCCCAUCUUCCCCGGCGACCGGGCCGACGACAACGCACCACUGGCAUCCACGAGCCAACAAGCGCUCCGCCACCUCACGGACAAAGCCUACGAUAACGCCCCACGGGCAUCCACAAGCCGACAAGCGCUACACAACAUCAGCGACCAGACUUACAACAACGCCCCACGGGCAUCCACGAGCCAACCCGCGCUCCGCAUCAGUGACCAGAUCGAUGACGACGCACCGCUAGCAUCAUCAAGCCAAGGCUCGAUCCCCAUCGCCGACGAGACCACCGAGCAUGGCUACCAGCCCACCUGGAAGGCAAUGCUAUGGGAAUCGGAGAGCAGCGACAGCGAGACAGAGACGGAGCAAAAAUUCCGUCGCAAGGAGACACAACCACGGCCACAGCCGAAUCUUGUUAUGCCUGACCAGCGAUCCGCGGCCCACCGCCGCGGGAUAGCCACUGCAAUGAACGCGCUACACCACGCUGCCGAGACCAACCGCCGGGCCGCCAACCAUAGCCGCUCCACUACCCACGAGGAGGUCACUCCCCCAGCCACCCCACGUGUCGGCUUAGGAGAUCGCGGGUUCGAUCUCUCCCCAGGCACAAUGGACAUACUCAUGGAGGAGCUCGAGCCGGGAGUAGAGGGUCUGGUCCAAGAGUUAAUCCCAGAUUGGGACCCGAGCGUACCUUCGACAGCACCAAUUCCUACGGCCACCACCGCCGACGAGGUCCCACCUCCGGCACCGCGCUUCCCGCGCCCAGUUCCUACGGCCACCAUCGCCGACGAGGUCCCACCUCCGGCGCCGCGCUUUCCGCGUCCAGCCCCUGCGGACCCUACCGCCGACGAGGUUCCACCUCCGGCGCCACGCUUUGCUCGUCGAGCCCCUCCGGCGGAGGAUUUCACCACCGACGACCCAGUGCCCGAGCGAGUCGCCAUACCAUCCGCUUGGUGGACUAACACGCAUGACCAGCGAGUUCCACUGGCGGUUUGGCAGGAGGUAGAGCGCCGGAGCCAUGCAGCGCAGUACUCCCGUCAGCGCUUCCGCGUCCGCACGCCGGAAGGACCAUACCAAAUAACAAUGAAGACAACAGGAGAAGUGCAGAUCCGUUUCGGCCGGGCAGAGUAA
Messenger RNA from Drosophila kikkawai, 2289 nucleotides. NCBI's taxonomy places the organism in Eukaryota, Metazoa, Arthropoda, Insecta, Diptera, Drosophilidae. The record is from RefSeq and is a predicted model, not a curated record.